Messenger RNA from Xenopus tropicalis (tropical clawed frog), 5304 nucleotides. It is a transcript of the gene rps6ka3, whose product is annotated as ribosomal protein S6 kinase A3. The transcript is spliced from 22 exons. Gene Ontology annotation, molecular function: kinase activity; nucleotide binding; protein kinase activity. The coding region runs from base 319 to 2532 and encodes 737 amino acids. The record is from RefSeq and is a predicted model, not a curated record. Gene Ontology annotation, biological process: intracellular signal transduction. Lineage: Eukaryota; Metazoa; Chordata; Amphibia; Anura; Pipidae.
AAUUUUACCCAGAAUCCUCUUCCCCCGACUGUCACCUGUACUCCGAACUGAAGGGAGGGGAAGGCCGCCCACUGCAUGUGACGUAGGGGUGACGCGCACCGUGCCUUGCUGCGAGCGGCAGGUACCGCUGGGGACGCCAUGUUGUGAGAGGAAGUAAAGAUCUGUGUGAGUGAGAGAAGGGAGAAGAGCUGUGCUGGAGUGGUUCUGGCUUGCCGCGCAGUACCGGACAGCUCACGGUGACUCUAGGGGGGCGGACUGGAGCUCGGUCACUUUGGUGAUUUUUGGGGACAAUUGCUGGAAUCACAUCGGGUUGAAAAGAUGCCGCUGGCGCAGCUGGCAGACCCGUGGCAGAAAGUGCCGGUGCAGAAAGUGGGAAGCGAGAAUGGGCAGCAGUUUGCAGAUGAAUCAAUGUGUGAUGAAGACAAUGAGAACAAUGAUGAAGGAAAUAUAAAUGAAAUUGCAAUCACACACCAUGUUAAAGAAGGCCAUGAAAAGGCAGACCCUUCACAGUUUGAGCUUCUAAAGGUUCUUGGGCAAGGCUCCUUUGGCAAGGUAUUUCUGGUUCGUAAAAUCUCAGGAACUGAUGCUGGGCAAUUAUAUGCAAUGAAAGUAUUAAAAAAAGCUACACUUAAAGUCAGAGAUCGUGUUAGAACAAAAAUGGAGCGUGAUAUUUUGGUGGAAGUUAAUCAUCCGUUUAUUGUGAAAUUGCACUAUGCUUUCCAAACAGAGGGCAAGCUGUACCUAAUUUUGGAUUUUCUCAGGGGUGGAGAUUUGUUUACACGCUUAUCCAAAGAGGUGAUGUUCACAGAGGAAGAUGUGAAGUAUUACUUGGCAGAACUGGCACUAGCCUUAGACCAUCUUCAUUCUCUUGGAAUCAUUUAUCGAGACCUGAAACCAGAAAACAUAUUGCUUGAUGAAGAGGGACACAUAAAAUUAACAGAUUUUGGCCUUAGUAAGGAGUCUAUAGACCAUGAAAAGAAAGCCUAUUCUUUCUGUGGAACUGUGGAAUACAUGGCUCCAGAGGUAGUAAAUCGGCGAGGCCACACUCAGAGCGCAGACUGGUGGUCUUUUGGUGUUCUAAUGUUUGAAAUGCUCACUGGUACCCUACCCUUUCAAGGAAAGGACAGAAAAGAAACCAUGACCAUGAUUUUGAAAGCCAAACUUGGGAUGCCUCAAUUUUUAACUCCAGAAGCUCAGAGUCUCCUCCGCAUGCUGUUCAAGAGAAAUCCUACCAACAGACUAGGAGCAGGGCCAGAUGGGGUUGAAGAGAUUAAGAGACAUCCAUUUUUUGCCACAAUUGAUUGGAAUAAACUGUAUAGGAGAGAGAACCAGCCACCUUUUAAACCAGCCACUGGUGGACCAGAGGACACAUUUUAUUUUGAUCCCGAGUUCACAGCAAAAACACCAAAAGAUUCUCCUGGUAUCCCAGCAAGUGCCAAUGCACACCAGCUCUUCCGUGGGUUCAGCUUUGUUGCCAUUACAUCUGAGGAUGAAAACCAAGCUAUGCAAACGGUUGGGGUUCAUGCUAUUGUUCCACUUCAUAGGAACAGUAUCCAGUUCACAGAUGGCUAUGAGCUGAAGGAAGAUAUUGGUGUCGGUUCAUAUUCUAUUUGCAAAAGGUGUAUUCACAAGGGUACCAACAUGGAAUAUGCAGUAAAGAUUAUUGACAAGAGCAAGAGAGAUCCCACAGAGGAAAUAGAAAUACUGUUGCGAUAUGGGCAGCAUCCCAAUAUUAUUACGUUAAAAGACGUAUAUGAUGAUGGCAAAUAUGUGUAUUUAGUAACGGAACUAAUGAAAGGAGGGGAACUUUUAGAUAAAAUACUGCGGCAAAAGUUCUUCUCUGAGCGAGAGGCAAGUGCAGUGCUGCACACGAUAACCAAAACUGUAGAAUACCUCCAUUCCCAGUGGGUCGUCCACAGGGAUCUCAAGCCAAGCAAUAUUCUUUACGUGGAUGAGUCUGGGAACCCUGAGUCUAUUAGAAUUUGUGACUUUGGCUUUGCAAAGCAACUCAGGGCAGAAAAUGGCCUGCUUAUGACUCCAUGCUAUACUGCAAAUUUUGUGGCACCUGAGGUAUUAAAGCGCCAAGGCUAUGAUGCAGCAUGCGACAUAUGGAGUCUGGGUGUACUACUUUAUACUAUGCUGACAGGAUACACUCCUUUUGCAAAUGGGCCAGAUGAUACACCAGAAGAAAUCCUAGCAAGAAUAGGAAGUGGAAAGUUCUCUCUAAGUGGUGGCUAUUGGAAUUCUGUUUCAGAUAUUGCCAAGGACCUAGUUUCAAAGAUGCUUCAUGUGGAUCCACAUCAAAGGUUAACUGCAGCCCAAGUACUCAAGCACCCCUGGAUAGUACACUGUGACCAGCUGCCUCAGUUUCAGCUAAACAGACAAGAUGCUCCACACCUAGUAAAGGGAGCCAUGGCAGCAACUUACUCUGCUUUGAACCUUAAUCCAUUGUCUCCCGUUCUGGAACCCGUUGGUCGUUCAACUCUGGCUCAGAGGAGAGGUAUAAAGAAGAUCACCUCCACUGCCCUGUGAAAGUCAAGUCAUCUGUAAGAGCAGCCUGGAGCUGAAGAUUCACAGCACAAAAAAAAUAUUAAAGCCAACAGUGAUAGCACAUAUCCUAAAGACACUCCGGCAAGCAAAUGCUCACUGUCUCUGCCGGCUCUCAUAAUCAAUGCUGCUGCUUCUGUCUGUUCUCAGUAGUUAAGUGAUGGAAAAACCCAUCCAACCAUGCCAGGACUUUGUCAUCUGUACAAUGGAACUGUCCUUGGGUGAAUCCAAUAGACUCUUCACCUCUCAAACUGAAGAAUACACUGAAAAUGAUACAAAACACAAAAAUAUCUCAACGGUGAACAGCAUUAUUUUUAUAUAAGUAUUCGUAGUCCUCCAAAAUAACGGGUUCUAGGUUCACUUUUUAUUUGAGCACUUGCAUACUUUCAGCUCUUUGUUCUUUAAAGCGAUGGAUAAAACAUGCCACUCAGCCUUCUGCCGUUGCUUCUGGCAUUGCUGGAUAGAUUCAACGUCUUGCCAAUCUACCCUUCCCCACAUUUUGUGUUUUUUAUUCUUCUUUUUAGAUCAUCUUUGCCUUGUCUUAAUACAGAAUAAGAUAUAGCCAUGGAAUGAUUGUGUGGACUUCUCUGUAAAAUACAACUGUGGAAUUUCUCAUGAAUGUAUCACAACCUAGAUGAGCAACAAGAACUGUUACUGUGGGAUGACCGCCGUAAUAGCUUUCAAACUGCAAUAAGUUCAAGCAUUAUGCCUCCAGCAAGCAGUACUAGGUGUAUCUCUGACUUUGUUCAUUGUCUUUUUUCGGGAUUGUAGAUCAGUAACCUUCCAAUUUCCCACUUUGCUUUUCUUUGGUUUUUAUUUUUUUGCAUUGAAACGAUGUACAACCUCAUCAAUCUGGUUCAGCAAUCCACUUUUAAAUCAGCUGUGCUUUUUAAGGGUUUCAGAGCACUUUAGCUCCCUAAACGGGUGCAAGCUUUAAAGCUGUCCUGGCAUGAGCAGGCCACUGUAUUCUGCUUCACGCAUUAAGGCACAACCAUAAAAAACAACCUGUUUGUUAGUGCCUGAUGGCUGUAGGGAAAAUGUCAGCACUUGUACUAUUAUAAUUACUUGUUCUCAGAAGAAGGACUUUGCCAAAAUCUUGCAAGGUUUGAUAUUGACUAUGAGAUGAACUGUUUAUAAGACAAGCAGGCCUUUUGUGGAUCUUUUGAGUUCUAUGGCUAAUGGCACACAAGGCAGUUUCUCUGCUGGUGGGUUUUAUGUGGCCAAUAAACACUUGACCCGUUUGUGCUGUUUUCUGAUGACUUUAAUGGAAGUCCUAUGACACUGCUAGUACAAGCAGUUAUCUGCCUGAAAAUGCUCUAAUGUGAAUUUGGGGCACAGGCUUACUGGCUACUGGCGUGUCUCUGUUGGCUGAAGUACACUGGUGGAAAAAAUGACCCUUGUGUCAUUAGCUUAAUGGUGGAGGUAUUGCUUUUUUUUUUUUCUUCCCUUACAAACCACAGGGGGUAAAUGAAAUGAAUUUCUCACUAAGAGCUUCCUUUUAAAGAGGUAAUAAAUAAUUCAAGAUGCCCCCUUUUAAGAGUUAUGGAUUUCAGGUGGUUUCUAUUGCUGAAAGUGAAUCUACCAUGAAAGGUUAGGAGAACAAAUGUGUGUGUUGUCCUCAUCACGUUUGCAAAGGGUUAAGUGAAUGGGGCAAGAUGCAUCUCUGUGCAGUUCUCGCUCCUCCUAAGCUGGCAAGUCUACAGCAAACGUAAAAAAACUGCCUCUCCGGAGGCACUUCCUGCAUCAGUCACUUAACCCUCUGACAACCAGUAGCCCAGUACCAAUGUUGUGAAUGAAUUCUGAAAUUGCUCAUACCAGCGCUUAGCAAUUCUGCCAUUUUUUUCAGCUUUAUCUCCUGUUUAAAAAAAUUGUUUUGAAAUUUUACAUUCUAGGACAGAUAAGCACAAGCCACUGACAUCAUGAACAUUGUGUAGAAAGCUGGUGCCUUUAUUAGGAGGGUGAAGCCUCCCACUCCACGGGGGUUCCCUUUGCAGUUACACAGCUUCCCUUCAUAAACCUGAAUAAGCCAUUUCACCUUGAUUUGUGCUGCUCCUCUCCCUCCUUUAUACAAGCUGAAUACUAAGCCCACUCAGAUUUUUUGAACCUUUACCAGCACUUAAUAGUUUAUGACUAAAGGUACUCCUGUCUCCCAAUGGCGUAUGAGUGUUGAACGGAAGUGCCAGCACCAAGAAGGAUCUCUUGCACCUCACCAAUUAGCUACUUAGAAUAUUGCAUGACUUGAUCAUUUCAGAAGGGGAUACUGUUUUUUUUUAUUAAUAUGUUUCCUGGUAAGAUUAGGGAAAAAUAUGUAUGCUACGUUUAUCAUGUAAUUCUCAAGCUAAAGGGAAGUUGUACACAAAGGGAUGUAAUUAUUUUGCAGUUAUCUCUGGUGGGAGGGACAUUUUUUUUAAAUAAAUAUAGAGAAUAUUUUUCUACACUUAUAUGUACAAUCAUUCUUUCUAUUAGACUCUUUAGCUUGGCAUGUCUGUACGUUUAUAAUCCAUAUUCUGGGAGUUAGUCUUUGUGGAAACUGCAUAGCAGAUGCUUUCACAGAGGUGAAACAUUCUAGUACUACAAGGAUAAAGCUGAAUAGUCCUCCUCUCCUACCUAUGAGCAGUCUCUUAUGAAUCCUGACAUGUUACUCUGUCUAAUAAACCCAAAUGGUGAUCGCUGCUUGUACAUUUCACAUCAACUGUUUUGUAAUCCUCUAAGGAAACAGCAGUCCUUUAUAUAAUAAACUUCCAAAUACAUAAACCA